CUAAUUUAAUUUGGAUGGGUGGGGGAAUUCCCGAACCUGCCUUGGACCAUGACAUGAACUGUGAGAGGGGGACCCUGAAGCUCAAGAGUCAAAUCACCUGAAAGGCCUCCUGGCCAACAUGGCAUCUGAAGAAGCCUCCCUCCGGGCAUUGGAAAGUUUAAUGACAGAGUUUUUCCAUGAUUGCACAACCAAUGAACGAAAACGUGAAAUAGAGGAGCUUCUGAAUAAUUUUGCCCAACAGAUUGGAGCCUGGAGGUUCUGCCUCUAUUUUCUCUCUAGCACACGGAAUGAUUAUGUAAUGAUGUAUAGUUUAACGGUUUUUGAGAAUCUGAUCAAUAAAAUGUGGCUGGGAGUCCCAUCCCAGGAUAAGAUGGAAAUCCGAAGCUGCCUGCCCAAGCUUCUUCUAGCUCACCACAAAACCUUACCUUAUUUUAUCCGAAACAAGCUCUGCAAAGUUAUUGUUGAUAUUGGCCGCCAAGAUUGGCCUAUGUUCUACCAUGACUUUUUUACAAACAUUUUACAGUUGAUACAGUCCCCUUUGACUACUCCCCUUGGACUGAUCAUGUUGAAAACUACUUCAGAAGAGCUGGCAUGCCCCCGAGAAGACCUCAGUGUGGCUCGGAAAGAGGAGUUGCGGAAGCUGCUGUUGGACCAGGUACAAACUGUACUUGGACUGCUUACAGGUAUUUUGGAGACCAUUUGGGACAAACACAGUGUUACUGCUGCCACUCCACCACCGUCCCCAACUGCAGGAGAAAGUGGUGAUCUAUUAAGUAACCUGUUGCAGAGUCCUAGUGCAGCCAAGCUGUUAAACCAGCCAAUCCCUAUCCUUGAUUCAGAGAGUGAGUAUAUCUGUUCCCUGGCUUUGGAGUGCCUGGCCCAUCUCUUCAGCUGGAUUCCUCUGUCUACCAGCAUCACCCCAUCCCUCCUUACCACGAUAUUCCACUUUGCUCGAUUUGGCUGUGACAUUCGGGCCAGAAAGAUGGCGUCAGUCAAUGGCAGCAAUCAGAACUGUGUCCUUGGUCAGGAACGUGGCAGGCUUGGAGUUCUGGCCAUGUCUUGCAUCAAUGAACUCAUGUCCAAGAACUGUGUGCCUAUGGAAUUUGAAGAGUAUUUACUACGAAUGUUCCAGCAGACUUUUUACCUCCUGCAGAAAAUCACCAAGGAUAAUAAUGCUCACACAGUGAAGAGCAGACUAGAAGAACUAGAUGAAAGAAUUUGGAGCUCCAAAAGAAGAGCGGAAAGGUAUAAGGUGGUUCGAGAACUGAAACUGCCCCUCAUUCAUAGCCAGGAACAUCAGAAGAGGCACGUGGAGUUGCACUGUGAAAGGCGAGCCCUGCAUGUACAGACAGGUGUUAAUGGAGAGAAGGGUUGCGUGUCCUGUAGCUACAUCGAGAAGUUUACUGACUUUCUUCGUCUCUUUGUGAGUGUCCAUUUGAGGAGGAUAGAAUCCUACUCUCAGUUCCCAGUGGUAGAGUUUUUGACACUGCUAUUCAAGUACACGUUUCAUCAGCCUACCCAUGAAGGUUACUUCUCCUGUUUGGAUAUAUGGACCCUUUUUUUGGACUACCUGACUAGUAAAAUUAAAACUCGUUUGGCAGACAAAGAAGCCGUACUCAGCAGGUACAAAGAUGCCCUGGUCCUUUUGCUUACUGAGGUAUUGAAUCGGAUACAGUUCAGGUACAACCAGGCGCAGUUGGAGGAGUUGGAUGAUGAGAUCCUUGAUGAUGAUCAACAAACAGAGUGGCAGCGGUACUUACGCCAGAGCUUGGAAGUUGUUGCCAAAGUCAUGGAGCUCCUUCCCAGUCAUGCAUUCUCUACGCUGUUCCCAGUUCUUCAGGACAAUUUAGAAGUUUAUCUGGGGUUACAGCAAUUUGUAGUUACUUCAGGGUCAGGUCACAGGUUGAACAUCACAGCAGAGAAUGAUUGCCGGCGGUUGCACUGUUCUCUAAGAGACUUGAGCUCUCUCCUCCAGGCUGUUGGCCGAUUAGCUGAAUAUUUUAUUGGAGAUGUGUUUGCUGCGAGAUUCAAUGAUGCACUUACAGUUGUAGAGAGAUUGGUUAAAGUAACUCUAUAUGGCUCCCAGAUAAAAUUGUACAACAUUGAAACUGCUGUGCCAUCAGUAUUGAAACCUGACCUCAUUGAUGUUCAUGCUCAGUCCCUGGCAGCGCUCCAGGCUUACUCUCAUUGGUUAGCACAAUUUUAUAGUGAAGCUCAUCGACAGAACCCACAACAGUUCAUCUCGCUGGUCUCCACUGCCAUGGAAGCAGUCACACCUCUUAUUAGUUCCAAGGUACAAGAGAAGUUACUCUUGUCUGCGUGCCAUUUACUGGUCUCAUUAGCCACUACAGUGCGGCCAGUCUUUCUCAUCAGCAUCCCAGCCGUUCAGAAAGUAUUCAACAGAAUCACAGAUACCUCUGCUCAGCCGCUUGUGGAUAAGGCCCAGGUGUUGGUAUGCCGAGCCCUCUCCAAUGUACUACUGCUGCCAUGGCCAAAUCUCCCAGAAAGUGAGCAGCAGUGGGCAGUGCGUUCAACAAACCAUGCCAGCCUCAUUUCAGCUCUGACCCGAGACUAUCGCCACCUGAAAUCCAGUGCCAUUGUCCCACAGAGGAAGAUGCAGCUUGAAGAUACCAAAGUGAUUAUCCACCAGACACUUAGUGUCUUAGAAGAUAUCGUGGAAAGUAUCUCUGGGGAAGCUACAAAGUCUCGACAGAUUUGCUAUCAGUCGCUGCAAGAAUCUGUUCAGGUCUCGCUGGCCCUCUUUCCAGCUUUUAUUCAUCAGUCAGAUGUGACUGACGAGAUGCUGAGUUUCUUCCUUACCCUGUUUCAAGGCCUUAGAGUACAGAUGGGUGUGCCUUUUACUGAACAGAUCAUACAGACCUUUUUAAACAUGUUUACCAGAGAACAGUUAGCUGAAAGUAUCCUCCAUGAAGGGAGUACUGGCUGUCGAGUAGUUGAGAAAUUUCUGAAGAUCCUCCAGGUGGUAGUGCAAGAACCCGGCCAAGUGUUCAAGCCUUUCCUUCCGAGCAUCAUCUCACUGUGCAUGGAGCAAGUCUGCCCCAUCAUAGCUGAGCGUCCCUCUCCUGAUGUGAAGGCUGAAUUGUUUGAACUACUUUUCCGGAUUCUCCAUCACAACUGGAGGUAUUUCUUCAAGUCCAGUGUCCUGGCCAGUGUCCAUAGAGGAAUUACAGAAGAGCAGAUGGAAAAUGAAGUACAAUUCAGUGCCAUCAUGCAGGCUUUUGGACAAUCUUUUCUCCAGCCUGAUAUCCACUUAUUUAAACAAAAUCUAUUCUACCUGGAGACUCUGAACACCAAGCAGAAGUUGUAUCAUAAAAAGAUCUUUCGGACCACCAUGCUGUUUCAGUUUGUGAAUGUGCUGCUCCAAGUCCUGGUCCACAAGUCACAUGACCUGCUGCAAGAAGAGAUAGGGAUUGCCAUUUACAACAUGGCUUCAGUUGACUUUGACAGCUUCUAUGCAGCCUUCCUCCCAGAGUUUCUGUCUAACUGUGAUGGUGUGGAUUCCAACCAGAAAAAUGUUCUGGGGAGGAAUUUCAAAAUGGAUCGGGACCUGCCAUCGUUCACCCAGAAUGUGCACCGACUGGUAAACGACCUGCGCUACUACAGACUUUGCAAUGACAGUUUGCCCCCUGGCACAGUGAAGCUAUAGUGUCUGCACUGGACCCUUGUUCUGUUUACUGUCCCAACAGAUCUGUACUUCUGCCGCUGCUGCCACCACCACCUCCACCUCCUUUCUCUCAGACCUCUUGGGGCACACCAUGGACACAUGUUGGUGAAUUUGCACCCUGGGCUCCAUCUAUAACCUAACCUCCCAUCCUCCACCCUUUGUUCCUGCCUCAGCCCCAGGUGACUCACCAGCACUGUCUUCAGGAUGUGUCUAAACACCAGUUGUAGUUACCAGGGCAUUUGGAGAGGACGGAGAGUCUUGUUGUCAGGUAUUAGGGUCUUAGCACUUUCUGUGACGUCCAGAGAUUUCAGUGGGUGGUCUGUGCAGAUCAUGUGUAUAUCAAUCAUGAGGCAGAAACGCCAAAGACAACUUAAGACAUUUGUACCUUCGCAUCAUUCCGCCUUCUUGCACCCACUCCCUCCUCCCAAGGCUGUCGAAGGAGAAAUGUGACAUCAGAACUGUUCUGGCACUUCUGUCACUCCCUAUUCUCUCCUGUCCCACCCUUCCCUUCCUCCCAUCCCUCCCCCUUUACAUCUCUGCUAUUUGCAGAGAUUAGAAAGACUUAUGUUUUUGUUAUUGUUUUCUCAUCAUUCCAUUGUGAUACUAAGAUGCUUAAUGGAAAUAAAAUGCUUAUGUUGUUGUUUUAAAAGCUGGCAAAAUUAGCUUCUCUCUCCACAAAUAGUACUUAGCAGGGUUAGCAUACUGAAAACCAUGGUAGGAGGCAGAAGAUCUGGAAGCCCUUAAAUUAAAAAUUAACUCUCUUGAACCUCUAAUCUUUGUUGAUGCAGGCUUGAUCUUCCAGGCAGUGUUCCUGAGUGGUGAGGGGUACACUGAGGAAAUGUGUACAGGAUCACUUUGGUCUUCUAGCUGUGGCUUGACUGGGUUUGGGCAAAUGUCUUUUCAGUCAGGCAUGAUACUGAAUUAUUUUGUGGAUAAUAGAUAGUCAUAAGUGACUUCAAGACUAAACAGGAAUACGGUGGGCAGAUGAAGGUGGAUGCUGCUCACUUGCUCUUGAGAGUGAGUCCUGGCAACCCAAUCAUAUCUGAUUUUAGAGGUCCUCUAGCAACACAGCUGUUCUUAAAAAGGCACAUGUGAGUGUGCGGGGUAUAGUGGAUAAGAGCUAAAUAAGACUUGGGGGUCCUGAGUAGUAUUCUGUGCCAAGCACUUUCCUUAACUGUUCCAUAUAGAGAAAUCACAUAUUCUCAGAAUUGGAAGGGCCUUGAGAAGAUAUUAGUCCAGCCUGUACUUUAAGAAAGAUUUCUUCUACAGCAUAGCCAACAAAUGGUCAUCUGCUUUUUUUUAAAGACCUCAAGUGAUGUGUAAUCCACUGAUUCCUGAGACAGCCCGUUCCAUUGUGGGAUAGCAUUGUUAAAAAAUUUGUCUCAUGGCUUAAAUUUGCUCCUUCGGCAACUUGUACUCACCUCUCCUAGUUUUGCCUUCUGAGGCCAAGGAGAACAUGUUUUAUGAGUAGUUCUUCCAGAAGAUAGUCUUGGCAAUUCUUGAAGAUUGCUGUUGUGUCUCCCUACCCCCAGUCUUUUCUUCUUUAUCUACAUUUAUUUCAUCUGAACUAUGUAUGGCAAGAAUUUGAGGCCCUUCAUUAUCUGGAGUGGUCCUCUUCAAGUUAUCAUUGCCCUUCCUAAGUGGUACUCAUAAAUGAAUACAGUAUUCCAGCAGUUUUCCUGGUCUGAGCAGGGCAUAGGACAGUGGGACCAUCACUUAAUGGACACUGUCUCUUAAGGCAGCCUAAGAUGAUGUUAGAUUUCUUGUCUACUGAGUUUGUCUUACAAAUGUGAAAUAUGUGAAAGCCCUCACUCAGAGGACUUUUUACUUGGAAUAUGUAAAAAACAAUAGCACAAGAUGAAUAAGCAUUCAUUUGGAUGCAAUAAUAAAAUGCCAUGGUAUAAUUUUA
This is a messenger RNA of Vombatus ursinus (common wombat), 5594 nucleotides long. It is a transcript of the gene XPO6, whose product is annotated as exportin 6. Gene Ontology annotation, molecular function: nuclear export signal receptor activity; small GTPase binding. Bases 119 to 3667 code for a protein of 1182 amino acids. Gene Ontology annotation, biological process: protein export from nucleus. Lineage: Eukaryota; Metazoa; Chordata; Mammalia; Diprotodontia; Vombatidae. The record is from RefSeq and is a predicted model, not a curated record. The transcript is spliced from 28 exons.